AGACCAUUGCAUUCCACGUGGCGCUCAAUCCUCAGACCACUGUUUAAACCAGGGCGCAAACACUCGCUCCAAGUGUCGGCGACUUCCAAAGACACCAUCUGAAUGGCGGAUGUCGUCGAGGACGUGACUGAUGCCCUGGUGAAGCAGCCCGAUCAAGGCCUGAAGCAAACCGCCAAAGACUUAUUCGGAGGCGCUGUAGGUGGUGUUGCACAGGUAUUGAGUGGCCAACCAUUCGACAUCGUCAAGGUCCGACUCCAGACCACAACCAACUACAAAGGCGCGCUAGACUGCGCCUCCCAGAUCCUCAAAAACGAAGGCGCCGCCGCCUUCUACAAAGGCACCCUCACCCCGCUCAUAGGCGUGGGAGCGUGCGUGUCGGUGCAAUUCGGAGGCUUCCACUACGCCCGCCGAGCAUUCGAAGCCCGAAACGCCGCCAAAGCCGGCAUCUCCCCGGAAGAAUCCGCGCGGAAUCCGCAACCGCUCUCCUACGGCCAGUACUACGCCGCCGGCGCUUUUGCCGGUAUCGUCAACACCGUCCUCUCCUCGCCCAUCGAGCACAUCCGUAUCCGACUGCAAACCCAACCACAUGGAGCCGGUAGACUCUAUAAUGGACCAAUAGACUGCAUCCGCAAACUCUCCUCGAGCCCCAACGUUGCCAAGGGCCUGUACCGCGGCACCGCCGUAACGUUCCUGCGGGAAGCGCAAGCGUACGGCUGCUGGUUCCUGGCGUUCGAGUACCUGAUGCAAAGCGAGGCGAAGCGCAACAACAUCAAGCGCGACCAGAUCCCCACGUGGAAAGUGGCGCUGUACGGCGGGUGCGCGGGCGAGGUGCUGUGGAUCUCAUCCUACCCGCUCGACGUCAUCAAGUCGAAGAUGCAGACGGAUGGGUUUGGGGAGCAGAUGCGCUACAAGAGCAUGCGGGAUGCUUUUGCGCAGACGUGGAGGCAGGAGGGCGCGUGGGGGUUUUGGAGGGGGAUCGGGCCGACGUUGCUGAGGGCGAUGCCGGUGAGUGCGUGCACGUUUGCUGCGGUGGAGAUGACGAUGCGCUUUAUCAAUUGAGAGGUGGGACAAAUGUGCAGAUGGAUAUGCCUCUGCGUGGGCUCAUCAUGUUGAUGGCAUCUAAUUACAAAAACUAGAUA
Messenger RNA from Neohortaea acidophila, 1139 nucleotides. RefSeq names its product mitochondrial carrier domain-containing protein. The coding region runs from base 103 to 1059 and encodes 318 amino acids. Gene Ontology annotation, molecular function: L-ornithine transmembrane transporter activity. The record is from RefSeq and is a predicted model, not a curated record. NCBI's taxonomy places the organism in Eukaryota, Fungi, Ascomycota, Dothideomycetes, Mycosphaerellales, Teratosphaeriaceae. Gene Ontology annotation, biological process: mitochondrial L-ornithine transmembrane transport. The transcript is spliced from 3 exons.